AUGCUUCAUCACCAUACAGAUACCCGAUCACGACCUUCAUCCCUCUCUCAGCAAGUGCUCGUUCACAAUCUUCAUGCUGCCGAUUUUAAUACACCAGCCAAGAUUUUGCAAUACAAUCAGCGUGAUGGUGGUUGCCAUAAAUUCGAAAAUGUAACGCCAGACGUAUCCAUUCCAGGCACUCCUGCACCACACGAUCACAUUGAUGAAUAUGAAGCGAGCCAUGAUGAGUCCCCGGUUGUUGAACAUCAUCAUUACUUUGGUCGUAAACCACCAUCCAAUGUCGAUACCCCGACAUCUUUGUCUCCCCAUCAUAGUGGUGAAAAGCAACAACAACAACGACCUAAACCCGUUGCUCGGCACUCUUCUGGAACCAUUGUAUCAAACCAGCCAUCGCCUCAGAUUGUAAUUUCAUCCUCAUCCUCGCCUAGUACACCAUUAUCGCUUUCACGUCCCGCUUCACCAACAGGCGGCAAUGCCAAGAACAACCAUCUUAAUCAUAUUGAUGAUGACGAUGAUGAUGAUGAUGAUGAUCGUACGUUGAGCAGCAUUGGCGAGCAACCUGUACCCAGUGCCAGCACCUCAACAUCGAUUCCUAGUCGACCCUCAACACCAUCCCAAUUCAUGUUCAAGAAACCAGAGUACAAUACAAAGUACAAACAAACACACUUCCAUCACUUGGAGAAAAAGGAGACACUUUUCCAUGGACUCAAACGCUUUUUCAAACACGACAAGCACAAGAAAAAGAAAGGUGUAUCCGAAAACAAAACUACCAUCAGUGCGAGUAGCAGUAUGAGCGACUUGAGCUUUGCCAAUGAGUUCAAUAAGGAUAUCGAAGGACGCUAUGGCAAAUGGGGACGCUUUGUCGGUAAAGGUGCCGGUGGUUCGGUGCGUGUGAUUCGUCGGAGCACGGAUGGCAAGACAUUUGCUGUCAAGCAGUUUCGAAAGAGAGCCCCACAUGAAAACGAAAAGGAGUAUGUCAAAAAGGUCACUGCCGAAUUUUGCAUUGGAUCCACCUUACACAAUGCCAACGUCAUUGAGACACUGGAUAUCAUUCAAGAACGCUCAUCGUUUUAUGAAAUCAUGGAGUACGCACCCAACGACUUGUUCAACAUUGUCAUGAGCGGCAAAAUGACACGUGAGGAAAUUGCAUGCUGCUGGCGGCAAAUGCUCAAUGGUGUACAAUAUUUGCAUUCAAUGGGUAUCGCUCAUCGUGAUCUCAAGUUGGAUAACAUGAUGCUUGACGAACGUGGUAUUGUGAAGCUUAUUGAUUUUGGAUGUGCCGUGGUAUACAAGUAUCCAUUUGAAGAUAAGAUGCAUCGAAGCAAGGGCGUGUGUGGCUCUGAUCCUUAUAUUGCACCGGAACAAUACACCCAACCUGAUUAUGAUCCUGCAGCAAGUGACCUAUGGAGUUGUGCCAUUGUCUUUAUUUGCAUGACCAUUCGCCGUUUCCCAUGGCGGAUACCACGUCCUUCUCAAGAUCAAUCUUUCAAAAACUUUAUUACGCCAUCCACAAAUGGUGCUGCUCGUCUUUUCAAAUUGUUGCCACGUGAAGCACGGCCCAUUUUUGGACGUAUCCUGGAAACCGAUCCCACCAAACGCUGCUCUCUCGAUGAUAUCCUUGCCGACUCAUGGGUGAACAGCAUUCCUAUGUGUACUCCAGAGAAGCAUGCAGCUGAUCAUAUGCAUCAUUUGCUAACGCGUCCAUCUGAUCCACGUGUUCUUGAGCGAGGCAACGUUGUUGUUCUUGACAUUGAAACACCUUGCGUCUCUGGCGAAGAAGAUUUCCCUACAAAGAAAAAGGAUCGUCGCAAGCAUAAAGUUAAGCAUAAACACCACUAA
Messenger RNA from Lichtheimia ornata, 1839 nucleotides. RefSeq lists its product as uncharacterized. The record is from RefSeq and is a predicted model, not a curated record. The transcript has 3 exons. The coding region runs from base 1 to 1839 and encodes 612 amino acids. Gene Ontology annotation, biological process: protein phosphorylation; intracellular signal transduction. NCBI's taxonomy places the organism in Eukaryota, Fungi, Mucoromycota, Mucoromycetes, Mucorales, Lichtheimiaceae. Gene Ontology annotation, molecular function: ATP binding; protein serine/threonine kinase activity.